This is a messenger RNA of Micropterus salmoides (largemouth bass), 1463 nucleotides long. RefSeq names its product G-protein coupled receptor 183-like. Gene Ontology annotation, molecular function: G protein-coupled receptor activity. The record is from RefSeq and is a predicted model, not a curated record. NCBI's taxonomy places the organism in Eukaryota, Metazoa, Chordata, Actinopteri, Centrarchiformes, Centrarchidae. The transcript has a single exon. Gene Ontology annotation, biological process: G protein-coupled receptor signaling pathway. Gene Ontology annotation, cellular component: membrane. Bases 1 to 867 code for a protein of 288 amino acids.
AUGCUCCUCAACGCCACCGUUCCUCUAUCGGUGGCUUUCGGCACUCCGGAGGACUUCCUCAUCUUCAUCUUCCAUAUCCUGUUCGCCACAAGCGCCGUGCUCGUCGCCGGCUCGGUGGUCAUCGGUAUAUCCUCCUCCCGCUCUCUGCGAGGCCAGAACCGUUUUAUAUUCAUGCUGAACACGAGCAUUAGUGACACUCUGACCGGCUUCUCGGUCUACUACCUCGGCCUCUUCGACGUGCAGGAGGGCUAUCCCUCGAGGAAUGGGACUUACUAUAUUUUACCCUCAUUUCUAGGUGUCAAUGUGUUAACAUUCCUCUUCGCUCAGUUUGACAGGUACUUCGCCGUGUGUCAUCCAUUCUUUUACAACCGCUACAUAACGAGAUCUUUUGUCAUUGGGAUUUGCGCAUUUUGCUGGAUUUACACAUACUCUAUCCUCACCGUGCAGAACAUGGUGCCUGUUUCAAAGGCGGCUCAAAUAAACGCGUUCGGUGUAAUGACUUUACAGGUUAUAGUUCUCAUUAAAGUGUUGAUGACAAUUAAAUUAUAUGUUAUUGCCAGGAAUCAUCUGGUGAGAGAGGCGCCCAGUGCUGAGAGAGACAACAAAAAUGAGUCGCUGCGCAUCAUUGUGUUUGUGGUUAUUUGCUUCUUGGCCUUGUGGUGUCCAUCCUUUGUCAAUAUAAUUUUCAGACAGUUGAGCAGCAAUGGUCUGAGGUUUCGGAAUGAAGCCACUAACCUGUUCGCCACCAUGGCGCGUCUGAACGCAUUGGUCACUCCGGCUGUGUACAUCUGGGGCAGCCCGGCGCUGCGGGCAGCCGUGUGGAGAAUUGUGUGGCGGAGGGUGUGCCCCAGGCAGAGGGCAAGGUAAGAGUCGGUCUGAACUUCUGAAUUGAACAUUUUACUAUUUACUCGCGUUAUAUAGCCUACCUACUGUUUUAAAUCACUAAGUAUUUGCUUUUUCUGUCCAUUUUUUGUCUGAAUAAGAAAUAAGACAAUUACUGUAACUCUCUCUCUGCCCACCCUACCUCUCUCUUUCAGAAUUGGCUUAAACUUUGAUGAAGUGACAAGGAAACGAUAACGAAGCCGCCAGCAUCAACAUCAUCAUAAGGAGUAUGGACUAAAGAGCCAGAUCACGUGGCUGACGUGAAAAUUGUUUCAAUGACUGAAUGAAUUUAUGUGAGUUUUCAAUCGUUAUGUUUUUAAAAUGUCUGAAACAAAACGCACUUGCUAGAUUGGUCAGAUGAAGUUUCUGCGUGACAAUCUGGAUGUGAGAGUGAAAUGUGGAUUGUGUUUGAGAUUAGGAGAGGGCUGUUGGUCGAAAAUUCUCCCUGUAGGCCUAUGUGUCACUGCCACAUAUUUCGACUGCAGUCCAUUACAGUUUGGGACCAAGCCCACUAGUAACAUUUCACUUGGGAACGACGUAUUGUUGUCCACAUGAAACACAUCUAUCAUAAACGGGUUACA